AUGACCAUCAAUUCUUGUCAGAUUUGGUUGAAGAUCAACAAAUCGAGAAGUGAACUGAUACGUUCUAGCGGGUAUCGGGCGCCCAUCCGAGCUUUCCCCCGCACCGGGAAACGGGAGACGGGAGAUGUAGACCGUGUUUUGGAGAUCUCACAGAAUUUUAUGUCAGGUAAUCUCGUCCCUCUCACCAUCAUUAAAGGCGCUGGCCAUGAGUUCAUCCCCCUGCCUAAUGGGGAGAACGCAACUACGGCCGACUUCCAUUCUAUUCGUACCAAGACCGAGUCCCCUGCGCACUUUACCUCUGGUUUCUAUAAAAUUGAGGCUGGGCCCCAACGACCUGCGCAUUACACCUUCGAGGAAACCAAGUAUGUCCUCAAUGGGCAAAUCGAUAUUCUGGAUGAAGCGACUGGUAUUACCCACCAUUUAGUUCCAGGUGACUUUGCCUUCUUCCAUGUUGGAUCCAAGGUCAAGUUCUCGACUAAGUUCGAGGGUCUCGCUUUCUACGCCGUCACUCGACCCGUGCGAACUCCUCACCCCAAUUUGCUAGGCCGAGAGGAAGACAGCAAGGCCAAGCUAUAA
This is a messenger RNA of Penicillium angulare, 576 nucleotides long. RefSeq lists its product as uncharacterized. The record is from RefSeq and is a predicted model, not a curated record. Lineage: Eukaryota; Fungi; Ascomycota; Eurotiomycetes; Eurotiales; Aspergillaceae. The transcript is spliced from 4 exons. The coding region runs from base 1 to 576 and encodes 191 amino acids.